AUGGCAUUGGCAGCCCAGCCUAAGAACCUGCAGAUUGAGAAUGUUGUUUUGAACCUUCCUAGGACCAUUCAUUGCAUCAAGUGUAGGAAUACCAUGGCCAAAGACACCAAGAUUAAUUCCCGCAAAGAAAGACCCUCCCGCAACUUGGAGUUUUUGGGGUUUAAAAACAUCAGAUUUCACUUCAAUUGUACCCAGUGCUCGGCUGGGAUCGUCUUAAGGACGAACCCACAAUUGUCACGCGUUCUUUGUGAGGCCGGUGCUACGCAAUUUUGUGUUGAUAAACAUCCCAGGCGUCUUCUGUAUGGGCUUGAGGAGGAGUUCAGCUGGCAUGAGAACAGAGACGUGAUCUUAGCCCAACGGAUUUUCAUGCUGCGGCAAAAAAACCAUAACAUGGAUCAGAAGAGGAAGAUGGAAGAAGUAGGGAAUGCCAUGAAAUCUUUGGAUUUGGAAAGAGAGAUUUAG
Molecule: messenger RNA, 462 nt
Organism: Prunus armeniaca (apricot)
Lineage: Eukaryota; Viridiplantae; Streptophyta; Magnoliopsida; Rosales; Rosaceae
Source: the annotation of a GenBank genome assembly